CUUAGCCUCUGCUGCUGCCACUAAUUUUGCUCAAAGGCGCCUUUGCUUAGUCCCACCUUCAACCAAACAUCACACCUUUUUUUUGUAUCGUGAAGCGGCUCACCAGAUUCGCCCAUCAUGUCUGACAACAAGGAGAUCGAUUACUCCCUCAACAACCCGGACACCUUGACCAAGUACAAGACUGCUGGUCAAAUCUCCGAAAAGGUCCUCGCUGAGGUUUCCAAGCUUUGCGUUCCCGGCGCCAAGAUUGUCGAGAUCUGCCAACAGGGUGACAAGAUCCUCGAGGAGGAAAUCUCCAAGGUCUACAGAGGCAAGAAGAUCAAUAAGGGUUUCGCCCAUCCCACCACCGUCUCCCCCGCUUCCUAUGUCACUCCCUACACUCCUCUCACCACCGACGAGGCCGAGGCCAACAAGGAGAUCCAGCCCGGAGAGCCCAUCAAGAUCCAGCUCGGUGCUCAGAUCGAUGGCUUCGGUACUAUUGUCUGCGACACCAUCCUUGCCGGCUCCGACAAGGAGGUCACCGGCCGCCCUGCUGACCUGAUCCUCGCCACCCACUACGCCAACGAGAUCCUCCUCCGCCUCAUGGUUCCCCCUGGUCUCCUUGCCCAGGGCACCGAGGAGGAGAAGGCCAAGGCUGCUUCCAAGAAGGGCCCUACUCAGACCCAGAUCACCACUCUCCUUGAGAAGGUCUGCGAGGCCUACGACUGCCACCUCGUUGAGGGCACCACCUCGUGGCUCUUUGACCACAACGAGAUUGAGGGGUCCAAGAAGAUUGUCCUCGCCCCCAGCGAGGGUUCCAAGGGUGACGGUACCCCCGAGACCAGCGAGGUUUGGGGUGUCGAGAUGGGCGUCAGUCUGGGCUCUGGCAAGUGCAAGACUCUUGACGAGCGUGCCACUCUCCACCGUAGAACUCUCCAGACCUACGGCCUCAAGCGCCCUACUUCCCGCAAGAUCCUCUCUGAGGUUCAGAAGAAGUUUGGCACUUUCCCCUUCAGCUUGAGACAGCUCGAUGACGAGCGUGACGCCAAGUCUGGUGUUGUUGAGUGUGUUCGCGGUAACGUUUUCCGCCAGUACGAGCUCUGCGGCGACAAGGACGGCUCCCCCGUCGGUCGUCUCCUCACCACCAUUGCUAUCACCAAGAACGGUAUCACCAAGCUUGGUGGCCCCCCUGCCCUCGAUGUCUCCAAGUACAAGAGCGACAAGAAGAUUACUGAUGAGGAGCUCCUCAAGAUUCUUGAGCAGCCCCUUGCCAGAAACACUGGCAAGAAGAAGAGCAAGCCCAAGACCAAGAAGAAGAAGCCCGCCAAGCAGGCUGCCGCCGAAGAGUCUGAGGAAGACGAGGACUCUGAUGACGAGUAA
Molecule: messenger RNA, 1359 nt
Organism: [Torrubiella] hemipterigena
Lineage: Eukaryota; Fungi; Ascomycota; Sordariomycetes; Hypocreales; Clavicipitaceae
Source: the annotation of a GenBank genome assembly